This is a messenger RNA of Peromyscus maniculatus bairdii (prairie deer mouse), 1377 nucleotides long. It is a transcript of the gene Zfyve21, whose product is annotated as zinc finger FYVE-type containing 21. Gene Ontology annotation, molecular function: metal ion binding. The record is from RefSeq and is a predicted model, not a curated record. NCBI's taxonomy places the organism in Eukaryota, Metazoa, Chordata, Mammalia, Rodentia, Cricetidae.
GUGGCGCCCUGUGUGGGCUCAGCGCGGGCGGUGGCGUGAGGGGCUCCGGCGGAGACAUGUCCUCGGGGGUGGCCGCGCGCUGCGACGCCAAGAAGCUUGUGCGCUCGCCCAGCGGCCUGCGCAUGGUGCCGGAGCACCGCGCCUUCGGAAGCCCGUUCGGCUUGGAGGAGCCGCAGUGGGUCCCGGACAAGGAGUGUCCAAGAUGUAUGCAGUGUGAUGCCAAAUUUGACUUUAUCACCAGAAAGCACCACUGCCGCCGCUGUGGGAAAUGCUUCUGCGACAGGUGCUGCAGCCAGAAGGUGCCGCUCCGGCGCAUGUGCUUCGUGGACCCAGUGCGCCAGUGUGCUGAAUGUGCCCUGGUGUCUCACCGCGAGGCUGAGUUUUAUGACAAGCAGCUCAAGGUGCUCCUAAGUGGAGCUACCUUCCUUGUUACUUCUGGGGACUCAGAGAAGCCUGAGACCAUGGUUUGUCGUCUUUCCAACAAUCAGAGAUGCUUGAUUCUGGAUGGGGACAGCCAUCGUGAGAUUGAGAUUGCACAUGUCUGUACCGUGCAGAUUCUCACAGAAGGCUUCACUCCUGGAGUAGAAAAAGACAUUCACACUUACACCAGCCUCCUGGGGAGCCUGCCUGCCUCUGAAGCGGGCAGCACUCGAGCCACAGGGAUGUUCCUGCAGUACACAGUGCCAGGGGCAGAGGCUGCAACACAGCUGAGGCUGAUGGCUGGAGAGGAUGCAAACGGCAGCAAGAGGCAGGCAGCAGCAUGGCUGGCAGCCAUGCACAAGGCUACCAAGCUCCUCUAUGAAUCACGAGACCAGUAACUGCAAGGGAACUGAGCCCAGCACAUCAGGUUACAAAGUCCAAGCUGCUUGCCCCUGCCUGAGCACUCAGGGCUCUGCUCUGUGUGUGCUUGGAAAUGCAAAUCAAGUAUGUGGAAGCAGUGUUCGCGUAUCUAGUGCAAUAUGUACACAGUUGAUUAACGCUUUCAAGAGCUGACAUUGUAGUGGAUCGUUGGUACUUUCAGGGUUGGGAGAAGCUGCACUACAGUACUGAAUCAGUUUUAGUAUAACCUAUACCAGGUUUAUUAGAGAUUUUUGGCCCUGUUCCUACAGAAACAAAUUAGGUGGUGUUCACUCAGGUCCCUGGUUGAGCAUUGGACCCUGCCUAUCUCCAGUAGCCCAUUUACAAUGCCUUAGCCUGUUUAUGACUCUCCAUUUAUUUUGUCACUAAUUUGGGGCAAUGAACAGUCCUUUUAUAUGUCACUAAGGGGGAGGCAUCACCUUUGUGUUUUCUACUUUUCACUUACUAUUCACUUUAUUAAAAUGACUGUACAGUAAUUUGUAUAUAAAGCGUAUGAUUAAAACUUAUUUUGAAAGCACA